UUUAAGCAAACAGUAACAGUAGCAGUAGAGUAGUAGACAUCAGUUUGGUUUCUGUUAUGGAACAAGUCACAAAACCAUAUGUCAAAGCACAUUUUUUCUCCAAUGUUUUCAACAAAUCGGGUGACUUUUCAAAAGUUUUCUAGUUUCAACGGUUGAUUGGGUAGCAAGAAAAAUACGAACUAAAAGACAAAAUAAAACGUUCAUAUGUUAGCAGUAGAUGACCCUGUAGAUGACCUAGUAUUUUAUACUUUUAUAAUAUGUGUUGUUCAGUUGGACUUGAAAUUGUAUCUAUUGUAUACAGUGGUGGUUUAUUGGUCAAGGAUAAAAAAACGAGCUAAUGACAAAAUUAAUUAUAACAUUUAAUGUAUUAGUUAUUCAGUCAUUUUAUAAAUAUGGAUAUAACCACGAAGUUCAUUCAGGACAUUUUCUGCUUAGAAAAUACAAUCUCAUUAUUUAAUGAAAAGUACAUCAUAGAUAAGUCGAUAUUCAAUCAUGAGUUACAGUGUAAUCUUCAAAUGUUUUGUAAAAAAAUCACUUAUCUGGAAAGGAUGUGGUCUAGAGUUUUGGCAGGCGAAUUAAGUUAUUCUAAUUGUUUAGAUAAUAUAAAUGAAACAUCGUCAAAUAAAUUAGAGACCACUGCUUACAAAACACUUAUGACAGACAAACUGAAUCGGAAUAAUCUUACAAACACGGCAGAUGAAUUUCAAAGUUUUCCUUUAAAUAAAAACACUAUCAACGUUCCAGAAUUGGAUGAAAAUCAGUUAGCAUUUCCACAAGCUAAAAUUUGUUUUACUGAAUUGUCUUCAUCUCAAAUACAGCAAGAAGAGCAAAUUAAAAGCAAUGUCACAGUGGAAAAUGCAGUUUUGACAUCUCAUGCACAAUCCAAACCUGCUAUUAAUGGCAGUAAAAUUGUUUCUAAGAAUAAAGUAAAUUUAUUUCCAGAAAUAAUUCCAAAGGAUAACUUGAUUCAAAUCUGUAACAUCUACUACUAUUGCCUCCAGUGUUCUACGUUAUUACACAAAUCAAAUUGUACUUCUCAUAUAUCUGGUAAAAAGCAUUCGGGAAAACAGCAAAUAACUCCUUUAUUAAAAUCAAGUGAUCUAUUAAUCUGUCUUGUUUGUAACUUGGCUUUUUUAAAAGUAAAACAUUCAAAAGUCAUAUAA
This is a messenger RNA of Ctenocephalides felis (cat flea), 1163 nucleotides long. RefSeq lists its product as uncharacterized. Bases 393 to 1163 code for a protein of 256 amino acids. The transcript has 3 exons. The record is from RefSeq and is a predicted model, not a curated record. NCBI's taxonomy places the organism in Eukaryota, Metazoa, Arthropoda, Insecta, Siphonaptera, Pulicidae.